This is a messenger RNA of Elephantulus edwardii (Cape elephant shrew), 1668 nucleotides long. RefSeq names its product CNKSR family member 3 (gene CNKSR3). Gene Ontology annotation, biological process: regulation of signal transduction. The transcript has 13 exons. Lineage: Eukaryota; Metazoa; Chordata; Mammalia; Macroscelidea; Macroscelididae. Bases 1 to 1668 code for a protein of 555 amino acids. The record is from RefSeq and is a predicted model, not a curated record. Gene Ontology annotation, cellular component: membrane; cytoplasm. Gene Ontology annotation, molecular function: protein binding.
AUGGAGCCCGUGACCAAGUGGAGCCCCAAACAAGUGGUGGACUGGACUCGAGGGCUGGAUGACUGCUUGCAGCAGUAUGUCCACAAGUUCGAGCGGGAGAAGAUCGACGGAGAGCAGCUGCUGCAGAUUUCCCACCAGGAUCUCGAGGAACUGGGUGUCACCCGCAUCGGACACCAGGAGCUCGUGCUAGAGGCCGUGGACCUUCUCUGUGCGCUGAAUUACGGCCUGGAGACUGAUAACAUGAAGAACUUGGUUCUGAAACUUCGAUCCUCUUGCCACAACUUACAGAACUACAUCAACAGCCGGCGGAAGAGCCCUGCCUACGAUGGGAACACCUCGCGCAAGCCGGCCAACGAGUUCCUGACUUCGGUGGUGGAGCUCAUCGGGGCAGCCAAGGCCCUGCUGGCGUGGCUGGACCGGGCUCCGUUCACGGGGAUCACAGAUUUCUCAGUCACAAAGAACAAGAUCAUUCAGCUUUGCUUGGAUCUGACCACUAUAGUCCAGAAGGAUUGCCUUGUGGCUGAAAUGGAAGAUAAAGUUUUAACUGUUGUCAAGGUUUUAAAUGGCAUCUGUGACAAAACAAUCCGCUCUACGGCAGAUUCUGUCAUGAGCCAGUGUGCGUGUCUGGAGGAGGUCCACCUGCCAAACAUUAAACCCGGGGAAGGCCUGGGAAUGUACAUCAAGUCAACAUACGAUGGAUUGCAUGUGAUUACUGGAACCACCGAAAAUUCUCCUGCAGACAGAUCACAGAAGAUCCAUGCUGGGGAUGAAGUCAUCCAAGUGAAUCGGCAAACUGUGGUGGGAUGGCAACUAAAAAAUCUGGUGAAGAAACUGCGUGAGAACCCCACGGGCGUGGUGUUACUGCUGAAGAAGCGGCCGGCGGGCUCCUUCAGCUUCACCCCUGCCCCUCUCAAGAACCUUCGGUGGAAGCCGCCUCUUGUGCAGACUUCUCCUCCACCCACGACCACCCAGUCCCCCGAAAGCACAAUGGACGCCUCGCUGAAGAAGGAGAAGCCAGCCAUCCUAGACCUGUACAUCCCUCCCCCGCCAACGGUGCCCUACUCUCCACGGGAGGAGAAGGGGAGCUCUGGAUUCGGAGGGUCCAGUAAAUCCAAGCAGCCCUUGCCUGGCCCCAAGGGUUCCGAGUCCCCCAAUUCCUUCUUGGACCACGAGAGUCGGAGGCGAAGGUUUACCAUCGCCGAUGCCGAUCGGCUGCCCGGGUAUUCCGUGGAAACCAACGUUCUUCCCACAAAAAUGAGAGAGAAAACACCGUCCUAUGGCAAGCCCCGGCCUCUGUCCAUGCCCGCAGAUGGGAGCUGGAUGGGAAUCGUGGACCCGUUUGCACGACCUCGAGGUCAUGGGAGGAAAGGUGAGGACGCCCUUUGCCGAUACUUCAGCAACGAGCGGAUCCCUCCUAUUGUUGAAGAGAGGUCCCCCUCCCCGUAUCGGUUCUCCAGACCCUCCGCCGAGAGGCACCUGGUCCGAGGCGCAGACUACAUCCGAGGAAGCCGCUGCUACAUCAAUUCCGACCUCCACAGCAGCGCCACGAUCCCGUUCCAGGAGGAAGGGACCAAGAAGAAAGGUGGUGCCGCGGCCUCCAAGGCCCCCUCCACUGAGCCCUCACUACUAGUCAGCUGGUUUACGCGGCUUAAACUCUUGACUCACUGA